UUUAUUAUACUACAUUUCUUCUCCUGAGUCCUCACCGCCUCCGCUUUAUAUACAUCCCACGCUCACCUGCCAUUCCUUCUGAUCACCAUUAAUGCUAUCUCACGACCAAACACGCCUUUAAGACGAUUGGAGCAAAAUUCUCCAUUGUUUCCGAUGACCAAGAAGAUGAAGCUCCCUUCCAUUUUCAAGAACAAAGCAGUAGAUCAGCUGCACAUGAUGAAUGCAGCUUGGCAAUGGCCAUCUUGCGGCCAUGCUACCAAGACUCUGUCUUUCCGAGCAGACGCCGGAGCCGGAGCCGGAGCCGUGAUGUUCAAGACCGUCAAUUCCGUCUACCUGGACCCCUCCUCCGUCGACGACGGCGGCGUCGAGACCCCGGACUCCUGGUUCACCAACACCUCCGAAUCCGCCAGCUUCUCGACGGAGUCCGACGACGAGCGGAUCAUCGUCACCGGGGUCAGGUCCGACCGCCUGUUCUUCGACCGCGCCGAGAACAACACCAGCUCCUCCAUCGCCGCCGCCGCCGCCGCCACGGCGGCGGCGGCAACCCCGCCGGAAAAUCAAGAAAAUCUGGGGGAAGAAGCGCCGUUUGCGGCGAGCGUGGUGAUGACCAUGGAAUCCGCCGACCCGUACGCGGAUUUCAAGAAAUCCAUGGAGGAAAUGGUGGAGAGCCAGGGGAUGAGAGAUUGGGAAUCGUUGCAGGAGCUUCUGGGCUGGUACUUGAAGAUGAACGCCAAGGUCAACCAUGGCUUCAUCCUUGGGGCUUUUGUGGAUUUGCUCAUUCAUCUAACCUCAUCUUCUUCUUCAUCUUCUUCAUCCCCCAAAACCUGCCAUCAUUAUCCAUCCAACCAUGUCAGCACUUCAUAUUCAUCUGCACUCUCUACUCUCUCAUCUCCACCCACUUCUCCUCUCUCAUCCUUAGAUCUCAAGGAGAUUCAUGAACAAGGAUAGGAUCAGAUCAAUAAUGUAUUCUAGUCUUUUUGUAUAUUCCUCUUAGGUACUAUUACUAAGGUGAAUGAGGAGGAUAAAUGUCCCAUUCUUUUUUUUUUUUUUUUACUGGUCACUAUUUAAGAGUGUGAAAUGGUCGAAUCUUGUCUUGUGAUUCUAGUUGAUAAAAGAAUCACAAUGAAGUAAAUCAGUCUAAUUAUUCAUAGUUGACCAGCUCAAAUCAAGAAAAUUAGAAUUCAAAAUCGCAACUCGUGGUUAAAAUUUGUAUCCUAAAGUCGGACAUUUUUUUUGUUACUAUGUUUUUGGGGUCAGCACAAGGAGAAGCAGACCAAUUUCAUCUCGAC
Molecule: messenger RNA, 1289 nt
Organism: Ipomoea nil (Japanese morning glory)
Lineage: Eukaryota; Viridiplantae; Streptophyta; Magnoliopsida; Solanales; Convolvulaceae
Product: transcription repressor OFP13-like
Exons: 1
Coding region: 154-948 (264 amino acids)
Biological process (GO): negative regulation of DNA-templated transcription
Source: RefSeq, a predicted model, not a curated record